Papilio xuthus (Asian swallowtail) is the source of this 1258-nucleotide messenger RNA. RefSeq lists its product as uncharacterized. The transcript has 3 exons. Lineage: Eukaryota; Metazoa; Arthropoda; Insecta; Lepidoptera; Papilionidae. The record is from RefSeq and is a predicted model, not a curated record. Bases 27 to 776 code for a protein of 249 amino acids.
CGCGCCGCUUGCCGCGCGCCAUAAACAUGGAAGAAGGCUCCGUUGUUUUCCCGCGCAAAUUGCUCAAAAAAUUGAUAGCUAUGUACAGGGAGCAUCCUUGUUUAUGGGAUAAGAAUUGCUCAUCGUAUAAACAGAAACAGAAGAGGUACGAGGCGAUAUCAAAGUUGACUCAACUUGUUCAGGAACACGACCCGAGCGCGACGCGUGUACACGUGUUGCGUAAGAUUGAGAGCUUGCGCGCGUGCGUGCGGCGGGAACACAAGCGCGUGCGAGACAGCCGACUCAGGGUCGCGGCCGGCGGCACCGAUGGCAUCUACAAGCCGAUGCUUUGGUAUUACGAUAUGUUCUCCUUCGUGUUCCCCGAUGAUGAAAUCGAAGAUGUUUACAAGAAAACACAAACCGUACACGAACAGAACGAGAACUCAGAAGACGCUGUCCACGAUAAUGGUGAUGAAGAGGGUCCACCAUUCGAGCAGUCGAUGGAGACAUAUCCUGAGUACAGUGUUGCCAACAUGGUGAACGUGGAGGACCACAAGAGAUACCAGCUUUCCUUCGAAGAUGACAACAAGAGCAGCAAACGUCACUGCACGGAGAUAGAAGAUGAAUAUGAUGCUAUAGGUAUCAAUGUAGCAGCAAAACUAAGGAAUCUACCUCCAAACAUGAGGAUAUUAGCUGAAAAGUUGAUCAAUGAUGCGCUUUACCAGGCGCAGAUGAAUGGCCUCAACUCUUCAUCAGUCAUCACCACCACGGAUCCUUUCAAUCAAGUCAUUAUAUAGUUAAGGAAAUCAAAGGUUCCAGGAAAAAUACUAGACCAAGAAAAUAGUCGGUGAAUUUGCGGUAGCGACGAUUGAAUAAUUUUCAGCUGUUCGUAGUUUUUUCUAAUCUGCUGUAGAUGGCAGCACAUACGUACUUAACAUUCAGAAUUGAAAGAUGUGCGUGCUGUUGGUUGUAGUGAGGAUUCGAACUAAUAACCGUGGGUUUCUAAAACCAAAAUAUGUAUAAAACAUAUCAUCAUGUCAUUUGACAACGCAGAGAUAAAAUGUGUUUUAACAGAUAUUUUGGACUCGGAAACUCACGGUAAUAAGGUUGAAUUAAUUGUCACGAAGUUGAACAGACGCGUUUUAGUCGGAAAGAAACAAAAGCUGGCAUUUCCAAGUAAUGAUUAAUCCAUUUAACAGUGGAGCUUGCCCACAACCUGUGCGGUGGUUAAUAAGUUUGAAGUUAACAUACCCUAAGGUAAGUUUUCUUGGGCAGAAUA